Messenger RNA from Cuscuta campestris, 1153 nucleotides. Lineage: Eukaryota; Viridiplantae; Streptophyta; Magnoliopsida; Solanales; Convolvulaceae. The record is from the annotation of a GenBank genome assembly.
ACGAUCAUCAGAGAUUGCGCAGAGUAUGUGCAUAAGUGUAAGGUCUGCCAAGAAUUUCAAAGGGUUAUCUUCCCCAGAUCAGCACGGCGAUUCCCUUCACUCGAUGGGGCAUUGAUCUAGUCGGCAUCCUGCCUAGGGGAGCAGGAAAUAACAUGUACCUAGUGGUCGCGAUCGACUACUUUACCAAGUGGGUCGAAGCCACCCCAGUACCAACCAUCAUCGAAGAGCAAAUGAGCAAAUUUGUGUCCAAACAAAUUUUGUGCCAUUUCGGGGUGCCCCAACAGAUCAUCACUGACAACGGAACCCAGUUCGAGGCUAAAGGGUUCAAAGAGUUUCUGCAUAGUUGGGGUAUAAAACAUAGCUGCACUGCGGUUGGGUACCCACAGACCAAUGGGCAGGUCGAGAAUGCUAACCGCACCAUUGUGGACGGCUUGAAGAAGAAGAUAAUGGAAUGCAAAAGUGCCUGGGUUGAAGAGUUGCCCUACAUUCUGUGGACUUAUAGGACCACCCCAAGAAAGGCCACAGGGGGAACGCCGUUCGGACUCACAUAUGGGUUCGAGGCGAGGGCUCCAGCUGAAACCUCAUUGCUGAGUCAUAGAGUGGAAACAUUUGAUGCCCAAGAGAACGAAGAAAACUUAAGGGCGGAGUUACAUCUUAUAGAUGAGCGAAGAGAAAGGGCAUACAUCCGAGCACAGAACUACCGUCGGCAAGUUAAGUCGUACCAUGAUCAAAGGGUGCGACCAAGGCUAUUCAAAACGGGCGAUUGGGUCCUAAGAAAAAGGGAGGUCAGUUGGCCGACCGACGGGGGGAAGUUUGCCAAGAGUUUUGAAGGUCCAUACAUCAUAAAGGAAAUGUUGGCCGAUGGAACCUUUAAGCUGCAAACACCAGCGGGAGGUGACGUCCCGCGGGUAUGGAACGCUGCCAAUCUCAUCAAAUUUUAUCAGUAGAUUGUACUCCUGCUAUGUUUCUCCUUUGAGUUUAAUAAAAUCAGCAUUUUGGCACUUCCUGGUCCCAUCUCUUCUUGAAUUUUAUUGUACAAAAAAAAGGAGCGACCAAAGAGAUCGCCAAUCGAAGCCACAUGGUGAUUCACACUAAGAUACCCAUCAAGGGAUGAAAUGCUGAACCCAGUUGGUAAUCAAUUAACCAAGUCCAA